AUGGGGUGGGUGUUGAACGCGUCCCCUCAAGUCGAGCAAUCAUCCGAAUACCCAAAGAUUAUAGGAAUUACAGUGACAUUGACGGUACUCGCAUUGACUAUUGUCGCUGCUCGACUGUACAUCCGAUGGAAGGCUCGAGGUAUGGCAGGUGAUGACUGGAUGUCUGCCUUGUCUAUGAUCUUUGCAUUGGUAUACUCCUGUAUCUGCAUCGCUCAGACACGAUAUGGCCUGGGCCUACCGAUUCCCGACCGACCGAAAGAGAACCUCGUUCCAUAUACACGGAUAAACUUUGCUGGUAGACCCUUCUACCAACUCGGUAUCAGUUUCUUCAAGAUUGCGCUGUUGAUCAGCUACCUGAGGCUCUUACGUGGUACGGACCAGAAGACCUACAGGAAUGUCAUCUGGUUCACAAUAGCCCUUGUGUUUAUGUCACAUCUUGGCUGUACACUGGCACUUGUAUUCUCAUGCAGUCCAGUUGACAAGUCUUGGAAUCCGCUCAAAGAAGGGCAUUGUCUUCCUCCGGGGCCAUCCUUUACUGGAUACGCCGUUGUGACAAUCGUCUCCGACAUUGUGGUUGCUAUUUUACCAAUCCCCGUACUGGUUAAGCUCGAAAUCAAGCUGGCAAAAAAAGUUGGCCUCAUCGCCAUCUUUACACUGGGCAUAUUUACAACAGUUUGCUCAAUCCAGAGAUAUCGACAGAUUGACCGAAUUCAAAACCCCAAAGACGGCAACUCCACGAUGCUGGUUCUUUGGGGGACCAUUGAGUUCAACGUUGGAAAUAUUGUGUCAUCUCUUCCUUUCCUCGCACCAAUAUUCAUCAAGAGAGCCAGGGAAUAUCGAUCCAAGCCAUCCAGCCACAAUACUCCGAACCGAAGUAAGAGAUUGGGGAGCAAUGGGUACAAGCUCAAGGAUCUCAGCCACAAAGGGAAUAGGGAACCAUCUGUCUUCACAUCGACCCACAAUAGCUCCCAGGAGAACAUCUUGCAUGGCGGUAUUGUCAAGUCUAUUACGUACAGUGUCGAGGUGGACAAGGCAAAGUCUGAUAGCCUGGAGCCAAAUAGCAAACAUCUAUAG
Messenger RNA from Fusarium poae, 1074 nucleotides. RefSeq lists its product as uncharacterized. Lineage: Eukaryota; Fungi; Ascomycota; Sordariomycetes; Hypocreales; Nectriaceae. The transcript has 4 exons. The record is from RefSeq and is a predicted model, not a curated record. The coding region runs from base 1 to 1074 and encodes 357 amino acids.